AUGGUGCUUUUCAUUGGCAGAGCCAUCUUGUCUUGGCCGGAAAUGAUCGACUGCGCGCCGAACCGAAGAAUCAACGUUGCAUUGGCCCAGAUUCCGUCUUUAUUAUUUGGAUGGUAUAUACAUAGAUCGGAAUUCUGCAUAUCCGGUCUGCGGCCCUUGUGUAACCCGACAGCAAGUCAAGACGUCACGCGAACAGCCAUGUUUGUGAGACAUACCUGCUCGCGGAAAUAUUAUCAAGUAAGGCGUUCUGAAGUGUUUGGAUCUGGCUAUAUGUCAGAAAGCUGGGCUGGUCUCGACUGGGUCUUUGAUAUCAUUGUACAAGCGGUUGCGGCAUUCUGGCGCUCGAUAUACCUCUUUCGGAGAGUCUGA
Molecule: messenger RNA, 369 nt
Organism: Aspergillus puulaauensis
Lineage: Eukaryota; Fungi; Ascomycota; Eurotiomycetes; Eurotiales; Aspergillaceae
Exons: 1
Coding region: 1-369 (122 amino acids)
Source: RefSeq, a predicted model, not a curated record